Molecule: messenger RNA, 1320 nt
Organism: Morchella importuna
Lineage: Eukaryota; Fungi; Ascomycota; Pezizomycetes; Pezizales; Morchellaceae
Exons: 9
Coding region: 1-1320 (439 amino acids)
Molecular function (GO): metal ion binding; heme binding
Source: RefSeq, a predicted model, not a curated record
AUGGUCAGCACAACUCGUGGAUUUCUUCCUAGACAGGAACCCCUUAUUGAACUUCCAUCGGAAUUCGCGGCCCUUGAGGAUAUCCUACAACAGCUCCCUGUAAGGAAGAGGGACGGAACCCCGGGCCUUCUCGCACAGGGCCGUCUGGGUGAUGUUGUUCACGAGUCGUUCCCGAAUCUUAUCGACGCUGUCGAAAAGUAUAAAGAUAAUCAGGUAGUACUGAAUGCUUUGUACAGAGACUACUCAUUCCUGGCUAGUGCAUACUUGCUUGAGCCAUGCCAUCACAAGUAUCUCAAGGAUGGAGAUUAUGGACUCGCACGGGAUGUACUUCCGAAAUGUAUCAGUUUGCCUAUCGUCAAGGUUGCAGAUUUAACCGGUUUUCAACCUUUCAUGGAGUAUGCCGGAUCCUAUGCGCUCUUCAACUACCGUCUCCUAAACCCAGAUGAGGGCCUGAACUAUGAUAACAUUGCAAUCAUACGCGCCUUUGAGCAUGGACUUGACCGUACAUCCUCCGAAGCUGGAUUUAUUCUUGUCCACGUCGACAUGGUACAGCAUAGCGGUGGGCUCAUCGAUGGUGCUGUAAAGGCUAUCCGGGCUUGCCAGGGAGAAGGGAACCACGGAGCCUUCAGAGAUGGACUCAAGCAAGUGCUAGCUACCCUACGCAAGAUUAAUGCCACGAUGGAAAAAAUGUGGGGGAAAUCGAAGCCAGGCGACUACAAUAGCUUCCGCACAUUCAUAUUCGGGAUCGCGUCUCAAUCUAUGUUUCCAAAGGGCGUCAUUUACGAAGGCGUUUCUGACAAACCCCUCAGUUUCCGCGGCGAGUCUGGGGCCAAUGACAGUAUGGUCCCGCUAUGCGAUAACCUACUCGAGAUCAGCAUGCCCGACACACCAUUGACGGAAAUUCUCAAAGACUUCCGCAAGUACCGUCCCGGAAACCAUCGCGAUUUUCUCGAGUGGGUAAAAGAAUCUGCGGCUGCAGUCGGCAUCCAGGAUUUCUCUUUACGCGAUCCUCAAUCCGCGGUUUUGUACCUUCUUUGUAUCGAUCAAGUGCGCGACUUUAGGUGGCGUCAUUGGUGCUUCACCCGCGAGUAUAUUCUCAAGAAGACCAAUCACCCGACCGCAACAGGAGGCAGUCCUAUUGUUAGGUGGCUCCCUAAUCAACUGAAAGCAGUCUUGGCUCUUGAGGUUAAGGUGAUCGAGAAGCUAGCGGAGAUGAACCACGUUACCAAGGAGGUUGAGCAAGUGCGCGAGAUUGUUGAAAGACAGACCCUGAGUCUCGAGAAGGAGGAGAGAAAGUAUUGCGAGGAGCGCAAACAGUGA